UUAAACAAAAAUCUGCCCUUAUCUAGAGUCUUUAUGAAGCCCGUUGCACACAGUCGCGAGUGACAGGCUUAUCAACAGACGUGAUGGCUUUGGCAGAUCCCGAGUGUGGAAUAUCAAACGGCGCGGAUUCCGCCUCCCCGUUUUCUGACAUUAUUGAACUAAAUGUGGGAGGACAAGUGUAUGUGACACGGCACACGACUUUAAUAGCCGUGCCGGAUACUCUUCUGUGGGACAUGUUUAGUAAGAAAACACCGACAGAGCUGGCACGGGACAGCAAAGGUCGCUUCUUUCUGGACAGGGACGGCUUUCUUUUCCGAUACAUUUUAGACUACCUACGGGAUUUAAAUCUGGUUUUGCCUGACUAUUUUCCAGAGAAGAGCAGAUUACAGCGGGAGGCUGAGUUUUUUCAGCUGCGGGACCUGUCCAAGCUCUUGAGUCCCAAUAUGAGUAAAGACAACUCCAUCACCGAUGAGAUCUGCCAGAGUGACUCGGAGGAACCGAGCGCGCCUCCGCUUCUGGGACCCGACGCCUCGCGCACAGUGUCCGUCGCUGUCACCACUCACUCGCCCUCCCUCGAGUCCAAAAAGUCGGGCUACAUCACAGUCGGUUACCGGGGCUCAUACACAAUCGGAAGAGACAUUCAGACGGACGCCAAAUUCAGGCGAGUCGCGAGGAUCACGGUGUGCGGGAAGACCUCUCUGGCUAAGGAGGUGUUUGGAGACACUUUGAACGAGAGCAGAGACCCGGACCGUCCUCCGGAGAGGUACACAUCGCGCUAUUAUCUGAAAUACAAUUUUCUCGAGCAGGCGUUUGACAAACUGUCAGAGUUUGGCUUCCAUAUGGUCGCGUGCAGCUCCACUGGCACGUGCGCUUACUCUAGCAACGACCCAAACGAGGACAAAACCUGGACAAGCUACACAGAGUAUGUUUUCUGUCGAGAAUAAGCCAAAAUGUGUCGCAUUUAAGCGUGUACAGUAUAUAGGCAUUCAACUACAAGAGUAAAGUUUCAUCCGUGCUGGAGAGGUGUAGCCUAUUGGAGUUAUUCUUAUUCAUAAAUUUCUAGUUGUGUGCCUAAUAAAAUUGGCUGUUUACUCCGAGACUUUUUAAAUAGCCUACUACAUGUAUUACUAGUAUUAACACACGCAGAUUAACUAGCUAUCAUUGCACUUCUCUUCAUAGCUUCGUUUUGUUUGCAGAUAAAGUAAUAUUCAGAUUUGAGCCUCUGUUUGUAAAAAGUCCCAGAUGUGUUUUGUAUUUGCAUGCAUUUUAAUAAAUAGUUUUCUUCCCGGAUCAAUGAUUUAACGGACGAUUCCACUUGGAGGAAAUAUAAAGUCUGUUACUGACACAUUAGGUAACAUUUUGGAAAUAUGUGUCAUUCAGCAUCCUUUGUGUUCAUCAGACUGUAGAUCUCAAUUACACUUUUCCUUCAAUUUCAGUUUCAUCUUUUCACUGUGAAUAACCCACUAAAACCGAAAAGUUUAAUUGCUGCCUUAAUAUCUUUGGUCAAAUUAAAGUGGUGCCAAAGUUACCCUAUAGUUGAUUCAUUGCACUUUUUUGACCACUUUAAAUUUCAGUACAGAUUGAGAAAAUGGAGUGUAACCUCUCAGAAUUUGAAAUCGAAAGAAACUACAGCUUUUUUAAAGUGAGACUAAUCUUUUUACUGCAUACAACUGUAUUGUAUUGAAUUUUGCACAUUUUUUGUUUGGGCGAAGAGUGGGAAUUUUUUUCUGUCGUCUUAGGUUUACUGUUUCUAUAUCUGUAUUACAAGUGAGAUCUCUCCUUUUUUUCCAGCAUUGUAAGCAUUUUAUAUCUGUUGUCUGUUUAAAAGCUGAUCAUUCAAUAAAUUGUAAUCUGUCAUAAUC
This is a messenger RNA of Carassius auratus (goldfish), 1862 nucleotides long. Its product is annotated as BTB/POZ domain-containing protein KCTD12-like. Gene Ontology annotation, biological process: regulation of G protein-coupled receptor signaling pathway; protein homooligomerization. Gene Ontology annotation, molecular function: protein binding. The transcript has a single exon. Gene Ontology annotation, cellular component: postsynaptic membrane; presynaptic membrane; signaling receptor complex. NCBI's taxonomy places the organism in Eukaryota, Metazoa, Chordata, Actinopteri, Cypriniformes, Cyprinidae. The coding region runs from base 84 to 944 and encodes 286 amino acids. The record is from RefSeq and is a predicted model, not a curated record.